AUCUUUGGUCUGGAGGCUCUGCUGGGCUCAGCCAAGCUGUGGCCCCUGCUGCUGGCCCUCACUGUGGCCCCUGCUGUGCUGCAGUGCAUCCUGCUGCCCUUCUGCCCUGAGAGCCCUCGCUUCCUGCUCAUCAACCUCAACCAGGAGGAGCAGGCACGCAAAGCGCUGGUGCGUCUGCGUGGCAGUGAGGAUGUGAGUAAAGACUUGCAGGAGAUGAAGGAGGAGAGCGCCAAGAUGGCCAUGGAGAAGAAAGUGACCAUCCUGGAGCUUUUCCGCUCAGCGACGUACCAUCAGCCCCUUCUCAUCGCCGUCAUGCUGCAGCUCUCCCAGCAGCUGUCAGGGAUCAACGCUGUCUUCUACUACUCGACGGGCAUCUUUGAAACAGCUGGUGUGAAAAGGCCGAUCUACGCCACCAUUGGAGCCGGCGCCGUCAACACCGUCUUCACUGUUGUUUCUCUCUUCUUGGUGGAGAAGGCGGGACGAAGGACCUUGCACCUGCUGGGACUGGGUGGGAUGGCGAUCAGCGCUCUGCUCAUGACCAUCUCCCUCCUGCUGAAGGACAUUCCUGCAAUGAGCUACAUGGCCAUCAUCGCUGUCAUGCUUUUUGUUGCGAUGUUUGAGAUGGGCCCCGGUCCAAUCCCCUGGUUCAUUGUGGCCGAGCUGUUCUCCCAGGGGCCCCGCCCGGCCGCCAUGGCGGUGGCCGGAUGCUGCAACUGGACGGCCAACUUCCUGGUUGGAAUGAGCUUCCCCAAACUAGAG
This is a messenger RNA of Plectropomus leopardus (leopard coralgrouper), 759 nucleotides long. The record is from RefSeq and is a predicted model, not a curated record. NCBI's taxonomy places the organism in Eukaryota, Metazoa, Chordata, Actinopteri, Perciformes, Serranidae.